UAAAAGUCCGUUCCCGACUCCUCAGAAGUGUUUUAGCGAACGAACCAAAAUCGACAGACAGUAAGGAUAAUGACGCUUCCUAAGUGGCACUAUCCGAAAGAAAUCCAACUGAUGAUGCCAUGAUUACAAAGUAGAAGCCAUCAUGGACAAUUUUCACCACUCAGAACAGGCAACCAACAUGUCUGCCAGUGGCUUAUCUGACAGGAGCUCUCUUCCCAUGGGAGACAACUUUCAUCACCCUGAGCAUGGCGCCGCUCUGCCAUCUGGUAGCCUCUCUGACCGGAGUCCUCUGCCCCUGGGUGUUGACCAAGACCCGCCGGUCCAGUCAUGGUCAGCAACGGCGGCGCAGGAUGAUGUGGCGGCUGACUACUCCAUGUUCCCCGCCACACAGCCGGACGCAGACUACGCCUCCCAGCAGAUGACUGACAUCGUACAUCAGACGUACAUGCACUCUGGUCUGACACAGAGUGAUUCAUAUGACGGAGAUCACUUGAGAGACAUGACAAGGCCACAGGGUCUGGACAUGUUCAGCAGUCGAGGUUUAAACAUGCCAGAUACUUAUGAAGCACGCAGUAGCCUGAAUGAUCAACACCCAGUGGAGGUGUAUGAACCCCGAGGGAGCCUUAGCGAGCACCCUGUGGAGGUGUACGAACCUCGAGGGAGCCUUAGCGAGCAGCAUGCCAUGGACCUGUUUCAGAUGAAGGAUGUCUCACAGGACUCUCUGAACAAAGGAAAAGACGUCCCAUCAGCUGGACGGGUGAUGGCCGAGUCACGAGCUCAACCCCCGAUGAAGAUGUCAGACCACCUGACAGACUCCAGGCAUCUGGCUCUGUCUGAUAUACAGGACUUAAGGAGGGUCAGUAUUUCUGGAAUCCAGACCAUGUGUAAGCCUGGUGGGGCUGAAGACAGCUCACAGUACACAGUGCUCGACAUGCAUUACAACAACCGACCAAACAUGGAAGUCACCAGUGCCUCGACGAUGUCAGAUGCAAGGUACCAGUCCCUCAUUGACAGUAUGGCCAUGGCUCAGAGAGUGAACGAUUCGAGGAAUCUUUCUGCAGCCAACACGUCAAGACACUUACUGCCAGCUCUGAGUCCUCAGUAUGCAGAUGAGAGACCGCCGAGGAUGGUCAAUCCACAGUAUGCUGGUAACCAUAGCAACAGGCCGGGGCGAUCUGUUGCUAAUAUGGAUACGUACUGUACGAAGAGUAAUUCUGAAAUGUUUCAGGCAGACAAAGGUGAUGCUCAGGGAGCCGACAGGAAUGUGUCUCUGUCCCAGCACAGAUCGGUGCAGAGAAACUCUGUUGAUGUCUUCUCCGAGCGAUCAGCCAGUUCAUUUGGUCAGCAGAUCUUCGAGGACAGCGUAAGAACAUCCUCAUCUCGAACGUCAAACACCAAUGCCAAUUUUGUCUAUGCCGAGACAUCUGCGCCUAUCGUCAAGGCAAGGCAUCUGUGCUUCCAGGAGGAGGAGGAUGUGCAAAGUAAAGCCUCGGGCACAAACGUCAGCUUCACAUUUGUGGACAAUUCUGUGCCCAUGUCGAAGAUGAAUCACCAGAUGUACGAAGAUGACCUGAGGACCAGCCAGGCGUCUGCUGGCCAUUCUGAGUUUGUUGGUGGGAUGCUGUCAUCCAGUGGGGGCAGUAACCACGGCAGUGACACGGCGAUGGGAAGGAGUGACCAGGAGGUGUUGCUCACAGACAAGGAGUGGACCCAGGUGACCAGACUGAAGCUGUUCCACAUGAUGACCAACAAGAAAAUGUGUGACGUGGCACUGAAAGCGGGAGAUCUGAGGAUUGAGAUCCACAAGGUGGUUCUUUGUGCAGCCAGUGAUCAGCUUGCAAUGCUGCUGGACUCUGUUGACAGUGACGGUUUUCCAGUAUUAUCCACCAGUGCUCAGGUUUCAGAAGAUGUGCUUCACGCAUUCGCAGAAUUCCUCUAUCUUGGAUCAGUAAAAGUCACCAUAGACAAUAUCAAUGAGAUGAAUAAGCUGGCAAGCGCUUUCCAUAUCUACGCACUACACGAUCUCUGCUGGGAGCUGCUUGAGAAGAAUGGAGCGGGGGCAAGUAACAGGUUACGUGAUCUGAAACUGACCUUUGAGAGUCAUAACUCUACCAGCAUUCAGAGGAAUGACUGUGGAAUAAACACUGACAGUACUGUAGGCUUGGAUGCAGACGAUGAUGGUGAAGCUAGUGAAAUUAAGUUUUCUCCCCAGUCUGCAAAUAAAAGUGGUUCUACUGGAAGAGGUAAAGGUCGUGGCCGAGGAAGAUGCCGCAGUCAAGGUCAAGGACGGUCAAAGAGCAUGCCUGAAGAAACGAAGGCCGCCAAACCAGUAGAAAAGAUUGGUGCUUCAACACAUACUUACGGCACAAGGGGACUGGCAAAGAAGCAGCUGUUUGAAGACGGUGUUUCUGAUGAGAACAAUGAAAUGAAAUCCAACCAAAAAGCAGCUGUGAAGACUCCAGUACAGACCACCCCGAAGAGAAGAAGAAUGAAUGCCAGUAAACCUGUGAACACUGAGAUUAUGGGUGAAGCUGCAGAUAACACAGAGGCUGCAGCCCCGAGUUGUGAAACGAAACCUGUUAGUGACAUCAAGGAUUGUGAAUCUGUGGUAAAAGCUCCCGUAAAGCCGCGACACAGGAGCCUGAAGCAGAAACUGAUGGAGUCUGUGACUGAGGACAGUGCCCUGGACAAUCCGGCCGUGGUGAGCAGCAAUCCCCUGGCCAGGCUGAUGAUAGACGAAGACAAGCACACGGCAGCUGGGGAUCACCUGGAGGAUGGUGCAGAUUACACCAGUCUGAAAGGAAAAAAGGGGAAAAAAAGCUCGGGCAAGGAAAUUUCCCAUACCACCCCAUCUCCAGAUGACAGUCAGACCUCCACCGAAGAAAAGAGCUAAGAUGGAGCUGAAACGUCUUAAACUGGAGGAAGAAGAACUAGGUUUAGGUCUCAGCCUCCUUGAAGAAGACAUGGAUGACCUGCCCUUGACAUUUGUAACAGAGCAAGAGGAAACUCCAGAGGUUAAAGCUGUUGACAAGGU
Gigantopelta aegis is the source of this 3034-nucleotide messenger RNA. RefSeq lists its product as uncharacterized. The record is from RefSeq and is a predicted model, not a curated record. The transcript has 5 exons. Gene Ontology annotation, molecular function: protein binding. NCBI's taxonomy places the organism in Eukaryota, Metazoa, Mollusca, Gastropoda, Neomphalida, Peltospiridae. The coding region runs from base 143 to 2893 and encodes 916 amino acids.